UUAUCCUUUGCCUCAUCCGCGGGAGAAGGGAGAAAAAAAGCCAUAAGCAAUCAACUCGCCUGCUUGUUUUUCCUUUUUUAUUUCCCCUCUCCUGCUCCCUUCCUGUUGUCAAGGGGGGUAAAAUCCUCUUUUAGAAGGAGCUUUUCUAGGUCCAUGCACGGACGGCAGCAAAUUGGAAGAGGUGAGCAGCCGGCAGAAGAUGUGAGAGCUGGAAGGGCCGUGCCGUGGGAGUGGUCCUCGCUUUGUGUGCAAGCGAGGCAGUGAGUGUGCAGCCUCCCACUCUGGGUGCAUCUUUUUUUGGAUGCUGUGCAGUUCCCUGUGUGAAAUGCUUUUUUGGUUAAAAGAAGAAGAGAUGUCACAUCAGGAGCUCACCCAGCGACUGACUACGGUUAUCACCCAUGUGGAUGAAAUCAUGCAGCAGGAGAUACGGCCGCUGGUUGCAGUGGAUAUAAUAGAGCAGCUCCACAGGCAGUUUGCGAUCUUGUCAGGAGGAAGAGGGAAGGAUGGGGCACCCAUUAUAACAUUCCCCGAAUUUGCAGGAUUCAGUGACAUACCUGAUGAAGAUUUUCUGAAUGUGGUCACAUAUCUAACCAGCAUUCCCAGUCUGGAGGCUGCCAGCAUUGGAUUCAUCAUCAUCAUAGACAGACGACGGGACAAAUGGAGCGCAGUCAAGGCAUCCCUGACACGGAUAGCAGGAGCAUUUCCAGGAAACCUGCAGCUGGUGUUUGUCCUGCGACCCUCACGCUUUAUCCAAAGGACAAUCGCUGACAUUGGCAUUAAACUCUAUCGCGAUGACUUUAAAAUGAAGGUACCGAUCAUCAUGUUAAAUUCUGUGUCUGAUCUGCAUGGCUAUAUUGACAAAAGUCAGCUGACCCGGGAGCUGGGAGGAACCCUGGAGUAUGGCCACAGUCAGUGGAUACAUCACCGAACUGCUAUUGAAAACUUUGCAAUGACAGUAAAAACAACAGCACAGAUGCUACAGACCUUUGGAACAGACCUAGCAGAGACUGAACUUCCCAACGAUGUGCAGUGCACAGAGGAGCUCCUCGCCGCACACACUGACCACCAUAGCAAGCUGAAGGAUGAACUGAAACUAGCUGUGAAGCAGGGGGCCACCCUACUGACAUGCAUUAGGGAGCCAGUCACCCGAAGUGCCAACAGCAAACUCAGUCCAGAUGAACUGGAAAACGUGGCAACAGUAGAAAGGUUGUUGGCUCAGUUGGAUGAAACAGAAAAGGCUUUUGAUCAAUUUUGGACCAAGCAUCACUUAAAACUAGAACAAUGCCUGCAGCUUCGACACUUUGAACAUGAUUUUAGAGAGGUGAAAUUGACAUUGGAUAAUCUCAUGGAAGCACAAGCAAGUUUUGCUGACAUUGGAGACAGCGUGACUCGAGUGGAGCACCUCCUAAGGGAACAGAAACAACUGGAAGAGAAAGGACAGGAACCUUUGGAGAAGGCCCAGUCUCUAGCUCUCCAUGGAGAACAGCUCAUCCAAAACAACCAUUAUGCAGUUGACUCCAUUAGACCAAAGUGUGUUGAACUUAGGCGUAUUUGUGAUGACUUUACUAAUGAGACCAAGAAAAAGUAUGACAUUUUGGGAAAGUCUCUUGAGCUGCAUAAGCAGUUAGAUAAGGCAAGCCAGUGGUGUGAAGCUGGAAUCUACCUCUUAGCUUCCCAAGCUGUGGACAAGUGCCAGUCACAAGAGGGAGCUGAAACUGCACUCGUUGAAAUUGAGAAGUUCCUGGUAACUGCUAAGGAACACCAGCUCUCUAACCCGAAGGAGUUCUACAAUCAGUUUGACAUGAUCCUCACCUCUGAAAUAAAGGCCAAUGCCCAAAGAAUUCUACAAAAACUAGAAGAUGUACAAGAAAUGUUUGACAAGAGGCAAGUAAGUCUGAAGAAGCUGGCAGCCAAACAGACCCGGCCAGUACAACCUGUUGCCCCACAUCCUGAAUCUUCCCCAAAGCGAGCAUCACCAAAGAUUACCAGACCAGCAGGAGUAGCUACCAACAGGAGGUCCACAGAAAUUUCUUGUCCUCCGAAGUCCAUUUCUGAAGUAGAGUUAUCAAAAAAGAAAAACAUUAAGAAGACUAAAGGUGGAAUUAAGAUUGAAGUGAUGCAUGAAGCUAGUCAAGGAGGAUCUAGCAGAGUGCUGGUGAUGAGUGAAAGUGAUGAGAACUUGUCAACGAGGAGGAGCCACAUAAUCAAUGAGCUGAUAGAAACAGAACGGGUUUAUGUAGAAGAACUUCAAAGUAUAAUAGAGGGGUAUGCUUCAGAAAUGGACAAUCCCAAUUUAGUACACCUGAUUCCAUCUGCACUCCAGAACAAGAAGGAAAUUCUUUUUGGGAACCUCCCAGAAAUCUACGAAUUCCACAACAGGAUUUUCCUUAAGGAGAUAGAAAAUUGCAUUGAAAACCCCGACCUUCUUGCCCGAUGCUUUUUGAAAAGAAAAGAGGACCUCCAAAUAUAUGAAAAAUACUGUCAGAACAAGCCAAGGUCUGAAGCUCUCUGGAGACAGUGUGGAGACAGCAUCUUUUUUCAGGAAUGUCAACGUAAGCUGGAUCAUAAACUCUCACUAGAUGCUUAUCUCUUAAAGCCAGUCCAGAGAAUCACAAAGUACCAGUUGCUGUUAAAGGAAAUGCUGAAGUGCAGCAAGAACUCGGAGGGUACCGCUGAAUUGGAAGAAGCCCUGGCCACAGUGCUGGAUAUCAUCAAAUCAGUAAAUGACUCCAUGCACCAGAUAGCAAUCACAGGAUAUGAGGGGGAUGUCAGUGAGCUUGGCAAACUGUUGAUGCAAGGUUCCUUCAAUGUGUGGACUGACCACAAGAAGGGGCACAACAAAGUGAAGGACUUGGCUAGAUUCAAACCAAUGCAGAGACACCUCUUCCUCUAUACAAAGAUGCUGCUUUUCUGCAAGAAACGGGAGGAGAACACAGAUGGUCAUGAGAAGACAGCUUCAUACAGCUUUAAAAAUUCAUUAAAGAUGAGCACUGUGGGCAUUACAGAAAAUGUAAAAGGGGAUAACAAGAAAUUUGAGAUCUGGUAUAAUGGCAGAGAAGAGGUCUACAUCUUUCAGGCAUCUUCUGUUGAGCUGAAAAACACCUGGAUUUCAGAGAUUCGCAAAGUCCUGACAGGACAACUGGAAGCGUGUAGAGAAGCAAGCCAACUGCACCAAAGAAUCACCGAGAGUGUAUACCAUGCACCCAUGGAUUCCUCCAACGCGAGCAGGUAUAGCAGGAAGUCAUCAAGUAUAUAUGAAAACAAAUCCGAGACAUCAAACGUGGAAACAUCUAACAAUAAAAACAGGAAUUCCAGUCCCAGCGCCAGACAAAAGAGAGUUGAUGCUUCCACCAGCCUUAACCUUGAGCGCACAGCGCUUGCUAGAAAGCGAUUCACAUUGCAAGGUCUUUCCAACCGCAGAGCUCCACCCAAAGAUCCAGAAUCUAAGGAAAGAGAAGUUACCCGUCGCUUUUCCCUAGCCUCCUCCAUCAGCACCACAGUUAAUGCUUCUGCUGUGACCAAAGGUCCCCUUGUUCCUGCAGUUAAAGUCAAGAGACAUGAAAUAAAGAGUGACCCAACUCCCCUGGGGUUUGAAGAUGCUUUUGAGAACACCAUAUUGGCCCAGACUAAAUGUAAUACCGGUUCCACCACGAGGCCCGUACCUAGAUCUGCUUCACAGACAGGUUGGCCCAGCAGGCAAAUGCCAUCUUUAGACACAUUUGAAGAUUUUGAAGCCAUUCCCUCCAGCACAGAUGAACUCUCCAACUCUUCUGACUUGGAGGAGGAGACCAACCCUAACAAUGGGACCAAUCUUUUUCGGGUAGAAGGCAGUUUUGACAGCUGUUUCCCGGAUUCUCUUAUGCUUGAGGAUGGAGACUUAGUGCAGUUUGUGCAGGAAGGCGAGAACGGUCAAUGGUUAGUGAAGAAACUGGUCUCUGAGAAAAGCGACUGGGUCCCUUCCAGUAUACUGCAGCCAGCAGAGGGAGACAGUAACAACAUAAUUAAGAAUAGCAAUGCAGACACAUACAACGAUUCCUGCAGUACGGCCUCAGUAGAGUCAGACACCAAGGAGACCGAGGUGGCCAAAAGCUUCCCAGCAGAACAGAGGGCUGGAAGCUGAACAGCAGGACCAGCCUUCCUCUGUUUAUUAUGGGUGGACACUGGAUCAAAGUUGCCUUUCUCACAAGCUCUGAGAUUCAUAAUUCACUAAAACUUUUAUCAGCAUGAACACAUGAGAACCGUGCUGUCCACCUGGCAAGCUGCGAAAAACAAACUUGAAGGGAGCAUUAAACAUCCAGAAAGCAUCAAGCCCCACCUUCAGUAUUUGAGGAGAAAAAUGCUUCUUGCAUUGAUUAUCAAACUGUUCCAGAAGAUGUGGCCUAAAUUAGGUCGACAGCGGAGCUGAAGAGUUACUAUGCACGCACCUUUUGGCAACUUUGCUUGAACACCGAGUUACUGCAGAGGGACACAUGCAUGGUUACGAGUUCUUGCUCUACCAUGGGGUCACCUGGAGGUUUUUCCAUUUGCUUCCUCUGGCUGUGCCUUCCCCAUCCUCCUUAAUUCCAGCUGAUACAUCACAAAUGUGCCCUUUUUGCUGAUGGUCAACACCAAAACCAUCCCAUUUUAGGGUGGCUGUGGAAAGGAAACUUCUGACUUGGACCAUCAAAGAGGCUUCGCGCAGCAGUGACGUGACUGCUUUUGCAAUGGCACAGUGAACUGCUGCGUACGGCAUCCCGUUGGAAUGACCAGAUGUCAACUCCUGGCUAUGAGGUGGAGGUGCAGGGCUUAGCAGGGAAGCAAAGAUGCGUGACAGCUACUGUGACAAAGAACAUUUUGAACUCUUUUUACACUACAAGUCAUUCCUCUGCUCCCUCUGCAGUCUGUGGUUGCUGGAUCACAAUCCUUUGCAUUUGGUGCCGAGAAUUCAAUUGAAUGCCAUUUAAUGUCAUAUGUUUGAGUAGACUGCAUGCUUUCUUCGUGUGCUGGGCUAUGGAGUAGAUACAUUUCACCCCCCUAUUUGGAAUAUACUUAAGCAUUGCAAAUAGGCAGCGAGCAUUAGAUGCUCCAAUGAGUGGAUAAACUGUUGUUGUUAAAUACUUCUUUCCAGGACAUGUGAUUAAAGGACUGUACCAAAUCUCUGCCACAUAAGGAUGUAAUGUAUAAUAUAUAGUGAUUACAGAUGUUAUUAUUCCUAUACAAGCCAUUAGCUCAUUUAGAGCAGCUGUUAAGGCAUUUUGAUGGUAAUUGGGUCUUAGGUCCCACAAAAGCUGCUAAUACUUUAGAAGAGGUAAGUAAGGACUAAGGGUUGCAAACAGGCAAAGAUCAGCCUGGUAAAAAUGGCUCUAGAAGCUCAAGAGUGACUGGCUUUCACUAUUAGGGAUUUUUUUGUUUAACCCCUUGACUAGUGGUGCUCUAUGUAAAUAAAAAAGGGGACAAAAGCACUAAAAAUGUAGAUGAAACAAAACCAAACUCCGCUCUUUAGUCAUUGAGCCUCCAAGCAAGAUAGUAGGAGUCCUUAUCGUUUCUGCUAUCGUCUUUGCAGGGACCUAAAUGUUUCUCUUUGUGUCUCAGUGGAGGCUGGCAUUGCAGAUAUCUUAAUGUGUGAGUCAGGAUAGCUAUGAAGCAGGUAGAUAAUCCCAUUCAAGAACAAGCCUUAGAGGAGUUGAAGGCUUAUUCAGAUUUUGUUUUCCUGUGAAGGCUUAUUUGUUAAUUAUGAGUUGCGCUGUGGUGAUGAAUUCUCAUGGUUCUUUUAACCCUCAGUAGCUAAACUCUGUGAUUUCUGAUGUUUCCGUUCAUGACUAAAAGACCUGAGAGUUCUGUACCUUUUUGGAAGCUAAUUUUGUUGUACAGGCAUAGAGCUUUUCUGUUUUGUGCUGGUCAUUUAUCUUAAAAAUGACAUGUAGACUCUCAGGAAUAUGAAUCCUGGUAGUCUACUGUAGUUAUGCACAUCUUGAGGGAAGAAUUGAUUCCUUUCAGUCCCCUAAGGAAAUAUGCAGUGAUGUUUUCUUGUAGUGCACUUAUUUUAUUCUCUCCCUAAAACGAGUUCGUUUUGGUUUCUCUAUUACUUUCAGUAAUUUUUGCACAACGUGUUAACAGAGCUUCUGUCUACCCCUGCCCUAAGCAUAGGAGAGGAAAAGGGCAGGGAGCUUUGAUUGCACAUUAAUAAAUAUAGUAAGCUUGUGUGUGUGUGUGAGAGAGAGAUGUGGUAGGGAUAUCCUGGGUAUAUGAAACUGCCAAAACUAGGAUUUGUGGCAUUGCUGACAGAUGGAAAGAUGUAAACCUGCACUUUGGAGUUUCUUUGGAGGAAUCUCAUUCUAACGGUGAACUGCCAAUGGGAAAUUUUCGAACUGAAGAUGGAAAAUCGGGUAUUGUCAGUCCGUUUCCUACCUCUGCUGUAUGCAGGGUGACAGUGUGCUAGUCCUGUAUCCCCUGGUGCCUCGGUAUCUUCCUGUAAAAUGGGAGCUAUUUGAUUUCCUACGUGUCAAAUUCUGAUGCUAAAUUUUAGCAUGUGUGGAACACUCGGGGACCCUCCAGGGGACAGCAAAGCAUUCAACCCUGCUGUGACCUCCCUGAGUGUCGGUGGGAUAGCCUAGAGCUGGAGCAGGGAAGAGAAUUGCUGCAGAAGGGUCUCCAAUCUCCCAGCUCACCAUCUUAUCAUGACAACUGCAAAGGUAUGGGCUGGAUUAUAACAGUUAUCCUCCCUACAUUGCUUUUGAAAGUGAUUUUUAUUUCAUUUUCUCAAAUCUCAUGUUUUAUCCUGUUGGACCAAGAUUGGAAUCACUCCUGCACCAUGAAUGUCCUGAGGAUGACAAGUGACUCGCUGCCCCGUGGCUGUGUGCAGCAGUGGCACAGCACCCUGGUCUCAGUGGUCGUUGUGAGCUGAUUGUAUCACCGCUAUCCUUGGACGCUGCUGAGCCUGAGCAGGCAGCCCACAACCAUUAAUUGUGUCUUUAAUCUUCCCGCAGUGCCAUUGAGCCAAAGGCACCUGCCUGUUUCUGACUCCACGUUCCAAGCUCAGACCCUUCUGCAACCACUGCAGCUGCUGCUGGGGAGUAACUGGGCCCUUUGCCUGCUCCAUGCCUGCGGUGAAAAUGUCAGUGAGGCAGUGCCACGCUGCUGGGUUUGCUUUCUUAAAGAAUGAAGAGUUCAGUGACAGAUCAGACAAGUCUGAGAGCAGCCAACAAGAAGUAACCUUCUGGCUUUGCUGAUGAGACAAACUGGGGUUUGAUGACUUCUUUUUUUUUUUUUUUUUUAAUACUAGACAAGAUAGUCUUUUAAUUAGUGUAUUUCUGUCAAGCAAGGUGAUAAUUAAGGGAAUGACUCUCCAUGUACAGUCUAGAAUAUGAUUUGGUAAUGUCCAGCAAGACUAAUAUCUAUGUGAAGGUAUACUUAUUCUCUAUGUAGGUCAUUGACACAAUCAUUUUCAGGUAGUGGACCUAAAAAUCAUAGUUUUCAAAUAUGGAUUUCAUUUCAGUGUUGUUUGGAGAUGAUAUAGUGACCAGAAAGUCAUUUAAAAGUACUGGUUGCUACUAGGUUUCAGCUGUAGAAGAGACAAGGUCCGAGGUGGAUCUAUGCUGUAGCAGCACUCUGGUUGAGCAUUGUGGCCAUGGUGCUUGACCAGCGAGUCUGUGCCAGAUGCCUGGCUGUUCUCUCUGGGUCUGGAUUAGUGAGACCUGCCCUCCAGGCUGAGGUUUUGACUUGGAUCUCCUUCCACUGCUCUGCUGCCAUCUACUGUGAAACCUUCAGAAACUUCCUAUCCUCAAAUCUCUGCCCUCUGCUCAGUAGGGUGUAGCUGAACAACAGAAUCCUUCCUUACUGGUGGGAAUGACAAACAGUUAGAUGGGCAGUUGUCAUGAUACUCACGUCUUGCUUUUAGUAAAGCAGGCUAAAUUGUAAUCAGGCCUGAUCCUCCCCUCUCACGCUCUAACCCCCAGGUGGAGAAUCAGACCAAUGGUUGUUGUCUUGAAAUGGCUGCGGCCAAACCAUGUCUGAACACUGGCUUUUCUUGCCAGUGACAACGAAGCUCUGUGUGUGUGUGUGUGUGUGUCUUAUAUUCUGGUUGUGUAUGUGAUGAAAAGCCAUUUUAUAAUUUGUAAUUUUCUUAGACUCUGAGAUUUCAAACAGGAUUGUGUAUGAGAGAGGCCAUGUGCUUACUUUCCAAAAAAUACUCAAAGCCUGACUUCAAAUAUAUGUAUGAUUAGAAAUAUAUAAGAAUAAUAA
Messenger RNA from Athene cunicularia (burrowing owl), 8220 nucleotides. RefSeq names its product MCF.2 cell line derived transforming sequence-like 2 (gene MCF2L2). The transcript has 34 exons. Gene Ontology annotation, biological process: intracellular signal transduction. The record is from RefSeq and is a predicted model, not a curated record. Gene Ontology annotation, molecular function: guanyl-nucleotide exchange factor activity; protein binding. The coding region runs from base 302 to 4120 and encodes 1272 amino acids. Gene Ontology annotation, cellular component: cytoplasm. Lineage: Eukaryota; Metazoa; Chordata; Aves; Strigiformes; Strigidae.